AACUGGACCCCAAAGAGGAUACUAGCAUCUCAUUGGCUGGAAUAUCACAGGAGUGGAAGGGAGCAGGAGCGAGAGACAAAGAGAGAGAGGAAGCUCAAGAAGAUGCAACUAGUCUGCCACAGCAUCCUGACUGAGCACUGAGCUGAGCGAUGCAAGAGCUGUAGACACAUGCAUAUGCACAUAUCAUUUUUAUCUUGCAGAUUCUUGGUCAGGGGACUUAAAGGAUAACUUUCUCCACGUUGCUGCAGGAAUGAGCUCUCCGGUGAAAGGUGCAGUCAAGCAACAGCUGGGGUGAGUGAUCUGAAGCUCUUUGGAUCUCAGCAUCACCUGGACUUGAUCUCUCCUUGCUGACCGAGCAGCUGCUGGUGAUUGCUACUCUUAAUUUCUACUUAUCUAGGCUACACACACCUGAACCUCUGCAUUGUUGGAGUGAGCUAUUUUAGUCUUCCCGGACUGCUCUUUUGUCUUUGGGAGAGGCGUUGCUUGGAGAAGGGUGGCUGCUUUUACUGUGAAUGUGUGUGGCCGCAACUGGCGCUGGACUGCCACCCUUAAAGUCUUCUGCACCCGCUGAGAGCCCCUGGAAGCCACCUGCCGUGCCUCUGGGAUGGUGUGACGUCCAGCCAGCUGUUGGCCGUCCCACGUCUGGGUCAAGAUGCCAGUGAUGAAGGGCCUCCGUGCCCCUCAGAACACCUUUCUGGACACCAUCGCUACACGGUUCGAUGGCACCCACAGUAAUUUCUUGUUGGGAAACGCCCAGGGCCACCGGGGCUACCCCAUUGUCUACUGCUCUGACGGCUUCUGCGAACUGACGGGCUUCACAAGAAGUGAGGUGAUGCAGAAGAACUGCAGCUGCCGCUUCCUGUACGGGGCCGACACCAGUGAGCAUGUGGCUCAGCAGAUGGAGAAGGCUCUGGAAAGCCGAGAGGAGUACCAGGCCGAGGUCCACUUCUGCAAGAAGAAUGGUGUGGCCUUCUGGUGUCUGCUUGACAUCGUGCCCAUAAAGAACGAGAAGGGCGAAAUGGUUCUCUUCCUCUUCUCAUUCAAGGACAUCACCGACACCUAUGGAAGAGCCCACCACAACAGCAAGAAGGAUGUUUCAGAAGACAAGAGGCACAGGAGGAAGAGCAGCUCUCACUUCAGCGAGGCCAGGAAGCGGGGACGCACCAUGUUGUACCAGCUGACCAGCCAGUUCUCGAGGGGAGGCAAAAGAGAGGCCAACCUGGGUGGCAGCAUGAAUGACAAGCCUUCGCUACCAGAGUACAAGGUGGAAGCAGUGCAAAAGUCGCGCUUCAUUCUGCUCCACUACAGCGUGUCCAAAGCCCUGUGGGACUGGCUUAUUCUACUGGCCACCUUCUAUGUGGCUGUCACCGUACCCUAUGAUGUCAGCUUCAUGGAAUACAACAGUGACGCAGUUGAGCGCUCCGCCAGCAUCAGCGACAUUGCAGUGGAAUUUCUCUUUAUUAUAGACAUUAUCCUGACCUUCCGCACCACCUAUGUGAGCCAGUCAGGGCAGGUGGUGUAUGAGGGGCGCUCGAUUUGCCUUCAUUAUGCCACCAGCUGGUUCUUUGUGGACCUGUUGGCUGCCUUGCCCUUUGACCUGCUGUAUGCCUUCAACAUCACAGUGUCCUCCCUUGUCCACCUGCUUAAAACGGUACGCCUGUUGCGCCUCUUUCGUCUGCUUCAGAAGCUGGAUCGCUACUCCCAGUACAGCUCCUUGGUGCUGACCAUACUAAUGUCUGUGUUUGCUGUGCUGGCACACUGGAUGGCCUGCAUCUGGUACAUAAUUGGACGCCAUGAGAUGAUGGCCAAUACAACCUUUGAAGUUGGCUGGCUAAAUGAGCUGGGCAGACGUCUGGAGACGCCCUACAUCAACAACACAGCAGGGGGCCCGACACUGCGCAGCGCCUACCUUGCUUCCCUUUACUUUACCCUCAGCAGCCUGACCAGUGUGGGCUUCGGCAAUGUCUGUGCCAACACCGAUGCUGAGAAGAUCUUCUCCAUCUGCACCAUGCUUGUCGGCGCGCUGAUGCACGCCCUAGUCUUCGGUAACGUGACGGCCAUCAUUCAGCGUAUGUAUUCACGGCGUUCUCUCUACCACACACGCAUGAAGGACCUGAAGGAAUUCAUUCGUGUCCACCAUCUGCCCAAGCAGAUCAAACAGCGCAUGCUGGAGUACUUCCAGACCACAUGGUCUGUCAACAAUGGUAUAGAUACCAACGCGCUCCUGCACGACUUCCCUGAUGAGCUACAGGCCGACAUUGCCAUGCAUCUGAAUAAGGACAUCCUCCAACUGCCGGUCUUUAAGGGAGCUAGUCGUGGCUGCCUGCGCUCGCUCUCCCUCCAUAUAAAAACCUCCUUCUGCGUACCUGGGGAGUACCUCAUCCGUCAGGGUGACGCUCUGCAUGCCAACUACUUUGUCUGCUCUGGGUCCCUGGAGGUACUGAAAGACAGCAUGGUGUUGGCAAUAUUAGGAAAAGGGGACCUGAUUGGGUCCGACCUGCCUGGAACAGACGAGGUGAUCAAGACCAAUGCUGAUGUGAAGGCGCUGACCUACUGUGACCUCCAGUAUAUCAAUGUGCGUGGUCUGAGAGAGGUGCUGGAUCUCUACCCCGAGUACGCCAGCGUGUUUGACUCUGACAUCCACAAUAACCUCACCUACAACUUGCGUGAGGGCAGCCAGGACGAGGGCCUCAGCAGGUUUUCACGGUCACCCAGGCUUCAUCACGAAUCCAGGCUCUCCUCUAUCAUGGAAACAAAGGGGGGUGACCCUGAGGACUCCUUCCACCUCUCUCCGGUUACCCGCUCCCGUCGCAACCUCCUGCUGCCCAACUUCACUAGCCCUGUUCGCCGUACCUCCCUGGGGAACCUCCUGGGGGAUGAGUUGCGGGAGUUCACUGCCCUGCGACACUGCCGUUCACCAAUCAUCAGCCGCGUCCACGAGCAGAGAUCAUCGCCUCAGCCACCAUCGAAAAAAGAGCACGGCUCCCAUAAAGCCACCCCUGCCUCAACUUCAGCUCAGGGAGUGUCGGGGGCCGCGCAAAGGCCUUCAAAGCUGCUUAUCCCAACUGUCACCUGCUCUGGACCCCCAGAUCUCAGUCCCAGGGUUGUAGACGGCAUCGAAGACAAUGGACACGCGUUCCACUUCAACGUGGAGCACAGCGGGCCUAAAGCCAACACGGGAGGCAGCACCCAAGUCUCCACACAGGCGAAUGUAACUCUGCUGCUGGAGACGGAAGAUGUCAAACAGAGCAUCAGUCAACUCAACCAAAAGAUGGGCACAUUAAACCAGGAAGUAUCCGAGCUCACCAAAAGCCUGCACCACAUGAUGCAUCUCCUCCAGGCCCACUUGUCUGUGCAUCACUACAAAGCCUCCCUCCCCUCGUGCCCGUGUGGCAUCCAAAUGGUGUCCGGCCCUCCCACAGCCGGCAACACCGACAUGCCCUUCAACCCAGCUUCAGCCUACCACCUCCAUAACGAUCCGGGGAGCCACGAAGGCCCAAGCUACCAAAGUGACCCACCCGCUGGCUACUGGAGCUACAGUGGAGCUCCUGAAACCCAAACAGAGAGCCACCACCGGCCUGAAUCCUGUGGUCCACCUGUCAACUCCUGUCCGCCCCUCUCUGUCAACUCUGCGUCCAGUUUAGACCUGUUGUGUCACAGCUCUAGGAGAAUGACCACAAAUCUGUGGAUCAGCCCGUCUCUUCUUAGCGUCAGCCCAGGCUUCCAGGGUGGGAGUCCGGACCUUACACCUCAUGCUGGGCAUGAAGACUCUGACAACAGGCCUCUCAGUGCUAGCGUGAGCACCAUCAGCCAGUCCCAGCCCACUUUGUGCCUGCAGCCUCCCAGUGAUAGUGAUGAAUACUCGUCCUACUCGUCGACACACAGUCUGCUGGACUUGCCACCCAAUGCUUACCCCCCAUCUCUGCCUGCCUUAUCACAAGCCUCCCAUUGUGUUCUGAUGUCCGCUCCAACAUCUCAUAAUGUGAUCCAGGACACAUCUAUCUUCCAAAUCGAGGACUCAAACCCCUCCAUCUAUCCUGCGUCUGCCUCUCCUCCUACAUUGCCAGGCAUCCCUCUUGGAUCCUCACUGGAUUCAGAAUCACUGCAGUCAGAUGCUAUCGAGCCCCACCUUCCACUGGGCGACCCAUCUGACAUAGAACACACCGGUCUGGAGUGCCUACUGGGGAACGGGGGAUCUAUGGAGAGCAGGGACAGUGAGAGCGAGUCAUCACAAAGGUCCAGCAUUGGCGCCCAGACUCAGAGCACAGAGCAGUCGUGGUGUCUGGACCUCAUAGAUUAAACUGUUUCAGGGGCACACUCACUGACUUCACUGCAACUGGGAAAAAAAAACGUUAUUGACAUGCAACUUCUUACAGUGUUUAAAGAGACCCUGUUGGAGAUUGUCAGUGUGUGCUGUAGUCCCCCUUCUUAAUUCCUGGGCUCUCAUAUUUGUCACCCCACACAAUUUACUCCAUUUCUAUGCAAAAGCAUGUAUUUUAUGCAUUAUCUUGGAUUUACUAAAGUGUGUCUUUAAAAAAGAAGAGUUCCAGUAUAAACUGUAUAUUUUUUUCCAACAUCCUCAGAGCAAUUUGCUGUUGAUAAUAUCUGUUACCUCCUUGCAUGGUAAAGUUGUUAAUUCUUUUUCCUAAGGAAAAGGUUUCCAUAUUAAUGUGUAAGCAUUCUACAUGACAACCUGUUGAUUGUUUACACGGAAACUGUAUUUGUAAGGCAGACAGGUCAGAGUGGUUGGAUGUUUUAAUAUGCGGAGGAACAAAAAUGCGUUACCUAAAAGGGGAAUAGAGUAUUUGCAUUGCACAGCGUAGAUUGGUAAUUGUUUUAAAAUGUUUUUCUCAUUUCAGCAUUUUUUAUUUGUGAGUUCUUGGACUAUAUGAAUAUCCAAACUCCACUAAGCAGUACAGCAUUUAUGAUUUCAAUUAUAAUUCCAUUGAACAUCUCCAGUUUGAUGCUCUCCUUAAGACCCUUCAUUAGAUUUAAAUAAAUGUUUUUACCUCACCAUAAAGGCAUUAAAUAUAGUGCUGUGAAAUAGGUUUAAUCGCUCUCUCCACAAAAUAAAGGUAUGGAAGCUUGAGGAUCUAUGAUUCUAUAAACACAUAGCUGCGUAUAAAUUAAACGUAAAUAAAUACAUAUGUAGCUGAAAAGAGGGUCCCAUGAAAAAUCCAGUCAUUUAUUUACAAAAUAUGAAUGGUUCCUGGUUAAAAAAAAAAACAUGAACUCAUGAUACUCAUACUAUAUUCAUUCAAUUGUUCUUUUUGGCUGACACAAUAAAGUAUGCAAAAAUGUAUGAAAGUGU
Sander lucioperca (pikeperch) is the source of this 5311-nucleotide messenger RNA. RefSeq names its product potassium voltage-gated channel subfamily H member 4-like. The record is from RefSeq and is a predicted model, not a curated record. Gene Ontology annotation, biological process: regulation of membrane potential; potassium ion transmembrane transport. NCBI's taxonomy places the organism in Eukaryota, Metazoa, Chordata, Actinopteri, Perciformes, Percidae. Gene Ontology annotation, molecular function: voltage-gated potassium channel activity. The transcript has 16 exons. Gene Ontology annotation, cellular component: membrane. The coding region runs from base 653 to 4300 and encodes 1215 amino acids.